AUGGGCAACCGAAUGAUCAAUUUAAUUGGCUGUUUUUUGCUGGGAGCCUUCAUUCUGGCUUGUGGUGUCGCCCAAACCGGUAUACAGCUGAUUCUGUUCCGUACAUUCCAAGGCAUCGCAACCUCCAUGUGCCUGCCGACAGCAUUCAGUAUUUUGACCGACUCGAUGCCAGUGGGUAAACGGCGAAAUAUCGGGUUUGCCUGCCUCGGACUAGGACAGCCGUUUGGCUUCUCGGUAGGACUGGUUUUUGGUGGACUUUUCCAAGGAACUUCUCUCAACUGGAGAUUUGGAUACUACCUCUGCGCCGGUGCCACCAUGGGCUUGGCUGUGGUGAACUUUUUCAAGUUGCCGAAAGAUUCUGAGAGAGAGCCAUUCACAUUUGGGAGACUGCGCCGCGAGAUUGACUGGAUUGGAAUCUUCCUGUCCAGUUCUUCCUUGGGAAUCAUCUCUUAUCCCAUCGAAUAUUCACAAAGCCGAAAACAUUGUCCUCCUCUGUGUGGCAGCAGUUAUGAUCCCCGCAUUUCUAGGCUGGAUGAACUGGCGCGAGAAGAUCGGAAAACCGGCUUUAAUCCCAAAUUCGCUUUGGCAAAAUACCGCAUUCAGCUCUAUCUGCAUCAUGGUUUUGUUCUCGUGGGCUGUUCUGAACGGCAUGGAGACAAUUCUAAGUCUAUUAGUAGCUUCCAAGAAGUUCAAGAUCUGCCUGCCAUUCAAGCCGCCCUCCGAUUCUUUCCCAACAUUAUAAUCGGCAUCAUCCUCAACCUUGGAACUGGUUUACUGGUGCAUCGUCUUCAUGCGAACUACCUAGUGGUAGUCAGCUCAGUUCUCAGUGCAGGAUCCCCACUGCUAAUGGCCAUCAUUGACCCUGAGUGGUCGUGGUGGUAUUGCGCCUUUUGGGCUGUGUUGCUGGGACCUCUUUCGGCAGACGUCAUCUUUACCGUGGCAAAUCUAAUUAUCACGGACGCAUUCACGCCCAAAACCCAGGGCCUGGCUGGAGCAGUCUUCAACGUCGUUGCUCAGUUUGGAACCUCUAUUGGACUCACUAUUUUCGCCAUCAUCUCUGCUGGUGUGACACAGGGUUCUUCAUAUGAAAACAAAAACUCACCCGAAGCGCUCAUGUUGGGAUACCGCGCUGUAUUCUGGACUUGUUUCGGAUUGAUGAUGGCUGCUUGUGGCGUUGGCGCCUGGGGACUACGCAAAGUUGGUAAGGUUGGUUUGAAGAGGGAGUAA
This is a messenger RNA of Penicillium lagena, 1227 nucleotides long. Its product is annotated as major facilitator superfamily domain-containing protein. The record is from RefSeq and is a predicted model, not a curated record. Gene Ontology annotation, molecular function: transmembrane transporter activity. The transcript has 4 exons. NCBI's taxonomy places the organism in Eukaryota, Fungi, Ascomycota, Eurotiomycetes, Eurotiales, Aspergillaceae. Gene Ontology annotation, cellular component: membrane. The coding region runs from base 1 to 1227 and encodes 408 amino acids. Gene Ontology annotation, biological process: transmembrane transport.